Messenger RNA from Anopheles coluzzii, 1975 nucleotides. It is a transcript of the gene slim, whose product is annotated as kelch domain-containing protein 10 homolog. Gene Ontology annotation, molecular function: protein binding. The record is from RefSeq and is a predicted model, not a curated record. Gene Ontology annotation, biological process: positive regulation of stress-activated MAPK cascade. NCBI's taxonomy places the organism in Eukaryota, Metazoa, Arthropoda, Insecta, Diptera, Culicidae. The transcript is spliced from 3 exons. Bases 134 to 1537 code for a protein of 467 amino acids.
GAAUGACAGCAACUUUAUUUUACCGAUUGGCAAAACAUGCUUUUGCCCAACCAGAGAAAAGUGUCCCGAAAUUAUUUCGUUCCGCAACAGCAGCAGAACAAUCGACCUGCACAAGUAUGGUAGCCCGUCGGUAAUGAGAAUUUUUCAACUGCUCGUGUACAAAUUACUGGCACGAGCGAUCGACACGGUGAACAGGUACUUUGACGUGCGAAGACUGCACUACAUCCGGGAGGUGCUGGAAAUAAACAUUGGGACACUGGUACACCAGCUCAACGAGAGCAGCCAAACGAUGGCAAAGCGCAAAGCCAUCUACGCGUUUCGGCCGUUCGAAGUGUGUGACGUUGAUUACCGGAGCAGCAGCAGCAGCAGCAGCGGCGGCAGCACCAGCCUUACCAGCAGGCUCGGCACUGGCCGACACUUUCCGAAGGCUCGCAGUGGCCAUCGCAUCGUGUGCAGCGACUCGUCGGUCUACUGCUUCGGAGGUUUUAAUCCCAACAACUCGCUCGCACGGGAUGGAAACCACGAUCAGCGCGAGGACAUGUACUUGUUUCAGGAGCUGUGGAAGUAUGAUAUGAUACGCAAGGAGUGGACGCUGCUACUAGACUCGAACAACGAUUUGCCCGCAGAGCUGGCCUCGAACGCAAUGCUGUUGUGCGGUGAAACGAUUAUGGUUUUUGGCGGCACAGGAUAUCCAUUUGGCGUAAAUUGCUCAAACCGACUGCAUGUGUGUGUACCUCGCCGCAGACCGAAGGAUCUGCUAGAGGUAGAGGUGAAAGGAGACCCUCCACCGCCGCAAUACGGCCAGGCAAUUGUAAUUAACGACAAUUACCUCUACUCCAUCGGCGGAACGAACGGCUUCGAGUAUACGCUUGAUAUCCAUCGGCUACAUCUGCCGAGCAAGACGUGGGAAUGCGUAUACGAAUGCAAUCAAAAUAUUCGCGAAGAUCCGUCGGGCCGAUACCGCCACGAGCUAGCGCACGAUGAUUCCAAAAUCUACGUCAUCGGCGGCGGUACAAGCGAUGCAGUGUUCAUCCUGUCCAAUAUUCCCGUGUACGACAUCAAAGCCAACAAGUGGGAGUACAUGGUGACGAAACCCGACCCGCUGGCCAACUCGCCCGGCAUACCGACCGCCCGCAAGUGUCACUCCUGCGUACAGAUACGCACGGACCAGGGGCUGGAGGUGAUCGUGGCGGGGGGCUACGAUGGCGUCAACUACUAUAACGACAUCUGGAAGCUUAGCCUGUCCACCAUGCAGUGGAAGAAGAUGCAGAAAUCGCAGCUACCGUAUCCGCUGUUCUUCCACGACGCGGCCGUCACGAGCGACGGCUGCAUGCACAUCUUCGGUGGUAUCCGGUACAACAAUAACACGAACGUUCGCACGGACACGCUGUACAGGAUGUGGACCACCAUUCCGCGGCUGAGCGUGAUCGCCUGGGAAGCGCUGCUGCAUUACAUUCCGAGCUUGCCCAGCAGGACAAAGGAAGAGCUGCUGGAAGCCGGUAUUCCUCGCCAGUUUGUUGACAGGGUACACGAGUGAGUGUUGGUAUGUAUUUUAUUUUUCGUUGCUGUAGAAAACGACUAUUGGGCUCAAAUCUCAGUUUAAUUUAAAUCACAGUACAGUACAACCUCACUGGUUGGGUCUUCUAAUGGGGUUGUUCACUAGUUGGUACCUCAAUAGUUGGGUUGCCAUCGAACCAAUGGGGUAGUUUUGACCGAAAGAAACACCGGCAAGGUUUUCAUCUAGCUAUGAAGUAUAGCCCUUGCGAUGCGGUUCAGUGCAAUAGAUGCAAUAGUUUAUGUACGAAAUUUGUCUACAUUGUUUGCAACCAAACUCUCCAAUGCGAGGCCACUCUCCUCCACUAUCCCAAUCAGUGAGGUCGUACUGUACCUUGGCAAAAAUAAAUAUCGUUUUCUGUGUGCAUCUAUGGAACUUUUUAAAAAAAAUACUAAAAAUACAAUAUAUGACUGCAGUGAA